AUGGCAGAUGAUAUAGCUAAGUUAGAGAUAAAUAAUUCUCUUGAUGAUGAAGAUGUAUCAUCAUCGAAAUUCGUAGAGGGACAGUUCCCCGAACGUAUCAUAUUCCCAGAGGAGUUAAAUAAAUUCUUGCAGAAUCGCAUUCAUGAUUUAACGGCGGAGAAUGAGUGUUUACGACGAUCGUUUGAACAAGCGGAGGAAAAUUUGCGUAACUUGUCGCAAGAAAAAUUGAAUUUGCAAAAUAUAAUAGGGAAGCCGAUCGAACCGGCCACGACAAAAUUGAUCGAACUUGGCAAGAAAUAUAGAAAUCAAACCGCCGAAAUAGAAGCCUUAAAAACAAAAUGCAAGAAUUUAGAAGCCACUUUGGUCAUUAAAGAUGACGAGUUGGAACGCCAAAGAGCGAAAUUACAACGGAUUCUCAAAUCUGAAACACAUAAGAAUUUCGGUGAGAAAGAUGGAAAUCAAGAUAACAUAGGGGAAAAAGAUUCCAGGAGCAAUUCGUCGAGCAAAGAUGAUGAACGAAUUAAAUGUUUGAAAAACAAGCUGCAACGAGUUCAAACAAAACUUUGUGAAUCUAGAAACACAUGCGCUUCGCUUCGGCAAGAGAUUAAUAAAGCACAAAAGUUAUUGUACAGCGAAGUGGGUGAAAAUGUCAACAUCAGCAUACUUUCGAGUGUACCGGGUGGUUGGCGUGGACGAGCUGAGCAAAUUCGAAAUCUGCAACAGAAAGUGGCAGAACUGCAAAUCAGAUUAUCUGAACACGAGAAAUCACAGAAAGAAUCUUCCGUUAUUCUAGAUCGACAAAAUAUGGCAAAUCUCCGAAUUGCUGAAAAGGAAAGACGGCAACAGAUCGAAAAUACAGCGAAGGAACUCAGACAAGCAGAAGUAGCGUUGGAGACUUCGAAGAGGAAGCUUGAUGCUUCCAAAGCGAGAAUAAAAGUAUUGGAACACGAACUAAAUAUUGCGAAGGGAAACAUUGCAAUGCUGAACGAAAAAAGAUCUCACGAUGAUCGUCUGAUCGACGCGUUGAAUGAACGAUUGAAAAUUAUCGAGGCAAGAUAUCAAGAACGCGAAAUGGAAGUACAGAAUAAGGAACAUAAGAUCGAACGUGAGAAUAUGAAUAUUAAGAACGAGCUGCGAGCAACACAAUUGCACGUCGAUCAGUUAUGCAGAAGAUUGGAGGAACGCGAGAUCGAGAUCGAUAAGUUAAAAAAUGGUAUCAUGUCGAAUGAUUCUUUGAAGUGUCGAACCUCGCUUCGUUCAGAUCUCCGGCCAAAAGAGCGCCAAAUUAGUCCACUUACUAGUCCGCGAAGUUCAGGCGAACCAAACGAAUAUGUAACCUUGGCUCUAGCUGCCGAAGCCGAAAGGGUGAGACUAUUAGAACUAGUAACUGUGCUCAAUCAACGAUUGGAUAAAGAAAGAAACGAAGCAAAUGCGCUUAUAGAAUUACUGCGCAAGGAAAAAUAUAAAUGUGCGAAAUUAGAGUCAAAAUUGCGGAACUUGGAAAAAGAAAGAGUAGGACUUGCUAAAGUGGAUUCUGGAUAUAGAGCAAAAUCUUAUACAAAAAUGACAUAUCAAAAACCGGAAGAAGAAACCAUCAAUUCCGAAGAAGUUCGUUUCAAAAUCGAAUUAUUAGAAGAGGAGUGUCUCGCCCUGAAGGCUAGAUUAGAUACUGUACAGCAGGACAAAAUCUCAGAUCUUGCCAUGUACAAACGAAUGCUCGAUCAAGCUCGAAAAACGUUCAAAGAUGCGUGCAGGAAUAAACCGUCAGUCGCCGGUGGAAGUCGUUCUACGAUAACAAUUUAAAGAAGAAAAAGGGGAACAAGAAAAAACGAGCUAGUACACGGAAAAUAAAUUUCAGACUUUAACUUCAGGCAGACCUAUUUUCGCGGAGGAAAAAUAAUUCUAUGUUAUGGAUAAAAUAAAACAUUCUUACACACGGCAGUCGCUUGCGAUCGGAAUAGAUGUAGUAGCAACAAAGCCGCGGCGCGCGGUGAUGUAACUGGGACACGAGAUAAGGUGCAACGCCUCCACGUAAACCCGCGUGACAUCGUCGGAACAAAACUCACAGUUUCGUUUCCACCUCGCGCGUCGUUCCUCUUCAUUCCCUCUUUACACCGCUCUGAUAUUUACCUCGGCCAAUUCGUUUACUCUCCAUUGAUAUAGCGACGGCCGUAAAUUCAUCCCGUUUCUCGUUACUCAAGAGUAGAACGCGAGACGAAUCUCAAUCUUACACUCGAAUCUAGUCGGGAGUUUGAAACUUUCUGAUGACAAUGCGUCUCAAGAGCGUUCAAAUAAGCUUAUAUAUCGCGACACGAUAUAAAUAGCAAAAUGAAAAAAUUCCAUAUACAUGUAUGCCUAUAUUUUUAUAUAAGAUGUUUUAUAAAGUGUAACUUCGUAUAUCGAUAUGCUUAUUCUAUGUAUCUACAAAAUAAAUAAAAUU
Molecule: messenger RNA, 2440 nt
Organism: Formica exsecta
Lineage: Eukaryota; Metazoa; Arthropoda; Insecta; Hymenoptera; Formicidae
Product: coiled-coil domain-containing protein 13
Exons: 11
Coding region: 1-1803 (600 amino acids)
Biological process (GO): non-motile cilium assembly; cytoplasmic microtubule organization
Cellular component (GO): centriolar satellite
Source: RefSeq, a predicted model, not a curated record